ACUGUUUCACACGAGCACAGAGAGAGACAGUGUUAGUGUGGUUGGGUGGGGGUGUGUAGGGUGUUGCUAACCCCAUUAAGCAGAUGUUACUCGAUAUGUGUACUUAAUCCACUUAUCUUCCGAGUCAUGCAUGUGCCAUUUGCAGUAUGUGGUCGAACCCAUAGAUGGAGGGACAGAUACACUGCUGGAAAAGUCGAUUGAACCGUCAGGUAGGGCCACGGUCAUUUAGAAGCCAAACUUUCGAUUGGACAACAGAGUCCAAAGACCCGCCUCGCUGUUCGAAGCACGGAUUACUAUUGGUCCACAGAGCCAGGAUCCAAACGCAUGCUGCUGACGUCGCACAGGCGCUGGGACUCCUGUGGCGAUGUUGUGGUCAUACACGCCGCCGGUUUUAAGAGUCUUAUCUUGCGCACACUCCUUGUAGCCCUGGUCCCUCACAUGCAUGGAGUCAAGAGCCCACCGUGCGUGGCCACACUGGAGAUGUCGGAGAACGAGGGCCGAGAGGACGAGGGGGACGGGGACUACGAGAGCCUGCCGCCUCAUGUCUCGUUGACGACCCACAUGACAGCGGGGGCCGUGGCGGGCGUGCUGGAGCACACGGUCAUGUACCCCGUGGACUCGGUCAAGAGACUCCAAAUCAAUAAAAAGUGUUGGUGCAAUGAUGAAAUAUUGUUUGCUUCCCUCACCAGGAUGCAGAGCCUGCAGCCAGAUCCCAAGGCCCAGUACAGUGGGGUCUACCAGGCCCUGAAGAGGAUCAUCCAGACGGAGGGGCUGUUCAGACCGCUGAGGGGGCUGAACAUCACCAUGCUGGGUGCCGGCCCCGCCCACGCCCUCUACUUCGCCUGUUACGAGCAGGCCAAGCACUCCCUGAGCCACACCUUCCAGAGCAAGGGCAACAGCCACUUGGCUAACGGUCUAGCAGGAAGCAUAGCAACUGUCCUCCACGACGCCAUCAUGAACCCUGCAGAAGUGGUGAAGCAGAGGAUGCAGAUGUACAACUCCCCGUACCGGGGCCUGUGGGACUGCGUGCGGACCAUGACGCGCACCGAGGGCCCGGGGGCCUUCUACCGCAGCUACAGCACGCAGCUCACCAUGAACAUCCCCUUCCAGGCCAUGCACUUCAUCACCUACGAGCUAAUGCAGGAGCGGCUCAACCCCCAGCGCCAGUACCACCCGGGCAGCCACGUGGCGGCGGGCGCGCUGGCGGGCGCCGUGUCGGCCGCCGUCACCACGCCGCUGGACGUGUGCAAGACGCUGCUCAACACGCAGGAGAACACGGCGCUGGACUCCGUGCGCGUCAGCGGCCACCUGACGGGCAUGGCCAACGCCUUCAGGACGGUGUACCGGCUGGGCGGUGCCGCGGCCUUCUUCAAAGGCGUGCAGGCGCGCGUCAUCUACCAGAUGCCGUCCACGGCCAUCGCCUGGUCGGUGUACGAGUUCUUCAAGUACUUCAUGACCCAGCAGCAGCUGGAGCGCGAGGCGUCCAGAGGCUCCCGCUAGCCGGAGGAUAGCCGCCGCGAGGGAUGCCAAAAGAACGGAGCGAGGGAAGCGGAGAGCGGCAAGCGUGACGGUGGGACGACGGGCGUGUCCGGUGUGACGGCGUGGAGCCGCCUGAGCGACGACGGCGCCUCACCGGUUUUACCUGGGCCUUGUUGCAAAGGCCUUCCAGGAAAAGGAUUUGCAAUGUGACACUGCGUGGCACUACCUACUUCCUACACAACCUUCACUCUUUUUGUUUCUGUUCCCACCGAGCGCUCGCGAGUGGCCCUUCAGAGAGGAGCGUCAGGCGAGCAGGCAGCCAAGCGAGAGAGAGAGGCCUAUUCUCGUCUGUUUACCUCCUCCCUCCACAACGCUCACAGAAGUCACUUCUGCUCAUUGUGUGCAUUGAUUGUUUGCCUUCACUUGGGUGUUUAUAGUUCUAAUAUGGGAACUUUUUAUUUAUACUAUCAUUGCAUUCUUCUGGCGUUUGUAUUUAUGUGUGUGGAACAAACACAGGGCUCUCUGCUUGCAUUCCUUCUGAGUGUUUUUAUAACAAACUGCUUUUGGGGCAUUAUUUUAUUCUCUGUUCCCAAAGGCUCUUGCAGGGCAUGUCAACAUUUUAUGUCUUUACAAUAUUUCCUACUGGUUCCUGUAGCUGUCAUUUGAACAUGGAGAUAAACUCUUCUAUUGGGCCCCUCCUGAUGCCACACGUGUCAGAUCUCAUAAUGAGGGGUCAGAUAUUGUUAGCGGUGGUCCUCUUGUUGUCAGGAUUAUGAAUAGCUGAAAAUUAUAUUUUCGUCUUUCUGAGAGCACCGCACGCACUCUCUCAGUAUCAGAGCUGUAGACCGCAGCGGUCCUCAUAUCGCCUUGUUUUAGGUGCAGUACUGCAUUGUUCCAAUCACGCACAGUGUGUGUGUGUGUGUGUGUGUGUGUGUGUGUGUGUGUGUGUGUGUGUGUGUGUGUGUGUGUGUGUGUGUGUGUGUGUGUGUGUGUGUGUGUGUGUGUGUGUGUGUGUGUGUGUGUGUGUGUGU
Gadus macrocephalus (Pacific cod) is the source of this 2510-nucleotide messenger RNA. RefSeq names its product solute carrier family 25 member 37 (gene slc25a37). Gene Ontology annotation, cellular component: mitochondrial membrane. Gene Ontology annotation, biological process: iron import into the mitochondrion. Bases 325 to 1500 code for a protein of 391 amino acids. The transcript has 5 exons. Lineage: Eukaryota; Metazoa; Chordata; Actinopteri; Gadiformes; Gadidae. The record is from RefSeq and is a predicted model, not a curated record. Gene Ontology annotation, molecular function: ferrous iron transmembrane transporter activity.